Mucor velutinosus is the source of this 1719-nucleotide messenger RNA. RefSeq lists its product as uncharacterized. The transcript has a single exon. Lineage: Eukaryota; Fungi; Mucoromycota; Mucoromycetes; Mucorales; Mucoraceae. Bases 1 to 1719 code for a protein of 572 amino acids. Gene Ontology annotation, molecular function: protein binding. The record is from RefSeq and is a predicted model, not a curated record. Gene Ontology annotation, cellular component: nucleus.
AUGGAAGCUUACUUGGAACAUCAUCACUUGGUAUUGCAAGACUCGACCGACUCAAUUCGAGGUCGAUACAUCACAUCCAAUGCACAUUUGCCAAAGGGCACAGAAAUCAUCACUUCGCAGCCCCUGGGAACCGUUGCUUUGCCGCAAGCCUUGAAUGAGUUUUGUAAUUAUUGCUUUCGAAAGCAAACAUCGCCUCCACUGCAACGAUGCUCACAGUGCAAAAAGGCCUACUUUUGCGACAUGGCUUGCUUCAAAAAUGCUUGGCUCAGUUACCAUCAAUAUGUGUGCAAAGCAAACGUCACCAGUCGCGACGCUGAAGAUGACAUGGACCUAGAAAUGUUGGAACGAGUGGCAUUGAAUAUUGCAAGAUAUAGAAAGAGACAAGAGCAGGCGGCAGCGUAUCAGUCAUCAGCGACGGGCGACGGAUCAGAAGAAACGGUGGAGAUCACAAUGCAGGCCUUUUUCAGUCUUGUGGGCCAUGACCACUUGCAGCAACGCCAUGUGAAGGAGAAAUAUACAUUGUUGGCCUCGGAAGCACUCAAAAAACCGUUUAUCCAGCAAACAGGGCUGACGUUGGAUCAACUUGUGCACUACCUCAACGUAUUCAAAUCAAACAACUUUGCCAUCAACGACACCGACAUGUUUGCUAUUGGAGAAGGCACCUAUCCAAUCGCCGCCCUGUUCAAUCAUUCAUGUAGACCCAAUGCUGUGGUCAUGUUCGAGGGUGCUCUUGCUUCCAUCCAUGCCAUUGAGGAUAUCGAACCCGGUGCCGAGAUUACGAUAGCCUACGUUGAUGCUGCUCACUCGAGAAAGUAUCGCCAAAAGUCGUUGCAAGACAAAUACUUUUUUCAAUGUACAUGUGAACGAUGCUGUGCAGGCGAGGCACGACCUUAUUUGAGCUUGAUUGAUACAUUGCUGGGCGAUGAGGAAUCAGAUUGGGAUCGUGCACAACAGCUAUUAGCGCAACACCAAAAGAUAAACAGUAACGAUACGGCAACAGCCAUGGACAAGAGUGCUCGCAUUUUACAAGAAGUGGAAGAAUGGGACCUGUUGGAGAUGUGCAAAGAGUACGACAGAAAGAGCGAUGGCUGUCCUGAUCCAACAAAGCCUUUGACCAUGGCCAAUUACACACACUACUUUAUUCAAUUCUUUGCACCGUAUUUGUUGACUUGGAACCAGCCUGAAUUGCACCAGCAACAAGUGGGACUCACACUCAAGACAUCGUUGACAGACUUUGAUGAUCCACUGCCUGCGUUUGCAAGACCUCCCGUUCAGUCCACCUACGACGAGAUCAUGAAGACGGCCAUUGACAAAAUGUUGUCGUAUCCCACCCAGAGCGGCACCAUCAUCCCUUAUCGUCUCGAUACAUUAUCCGUUUGCAGCCGUUUAUUCUACGACGAAAUGGCUGAAGGACACUGGCAGAAUGCUGUCAAAUUGGGCAUGUACGUCUUGAUCCAGUACUGCUUGAUCUAUCCCCCUUACCAUCCCAUGCUGGCGCAACAUUUCCUGGUCCUUGCAAAGGCAUGCUGGAACUCGAUCAUCCAGUCUGAGCUGAUUGGAGACAAUGUGAAAUUAGAAAAAGUCUAUGAAAGAGGUGUUCGACGAUGGAUCAUGUCCUCCAAAGAGACCGUCGCUGUGGCCUUUGGUAAACAUGGCAAAUUAUGGCGAGAAGUGCUUGAACUGGAGUGGAUCUUUUUGAGAGAGCAAAAGUUAAAGUAA